AUGAGUGCACAAACCAGUACCAAGCAUAUAUGCAUCGUGGGUGGCGGGCCCGGCGGGCUAGCGGCGCUGAAGAUGGUCUUGGAUACCCCGCAACACAAGGCAGGGCUCUGGCAAGCCACCGUCUUCGAGGAGCGCGAGAAGUCCUUCCUCUUCCCGCCGUCCACGCCGCUCUUCCCGCCCGCCGCGACCGUCGAGAAGUACCUCUCCGACUACGCCGCGCACUUCGCGCUCACCCCGCACAUCCGGCUGCAGACCCAAGUCCAGGCCGUCGACUGGCUUCCGGACGCGCAGAAGUGGAAGGUCCAGGUGGACGCGCACGGGCUCGUCGAGGAGCCGCUCUUCGACCUGCUCAUCGUCGCGAACGGGCACUACCGCCUGCCGCGGUACCCCGCGACGCCCGGGCUCGACGCGUGGCGCGCCGCGGGCAAGGCGACGCACUCUGCGUGGUACCGCCGCCCGGAGCGCAUCGGCGCCACCGUGCUCGUCGUCGGGGGCGGCCCGAGCGGGACGGACAUCUCCGCGGAAAUGCGCACGACCGCGCACGUCGUCAUCCACUCCAUCGAGGACCGCGACGGCGGCCGCUUCAAGGUCCGCGGGCGCGUCGCGGCGUUCGGGGACGUGGAGGAGGGCCGGGUCGUCUUCAAGGACGGCUCGGAGGAGACGGGGAUCGACCACUGCAUAGUGGCGACGGGGUACCAGCACCACCUGCCGUUCCUCCCGCCGACGCUGCUCAGGUGGAGGUGCCCCCUCGUUCCCGCCUCGCGGCUUGCCUUCCUCGGCCUGCUCAAGGGCGUCGCGCCCCUGCCGCUGAUGGAAGCCCAGAUCCGGGCUACCCUCGCAGCCUUCGCAAACCCCGCGAUCAUCGACGCGGAAGCAGAGUCAGCGGCGAUCGUCGAGCGGUACGAGCACCUCCGCGCGCGGUUCGGGCCCGAGGCGAGCGAGGCGCACAUCGCCGCGGCGUGGCACGUGUUCGCGCCGCAGAUGCAGUUCGACUACCGGGACGAGCUGCACGGGCUCGUCGGGUGCGAGGAGCGCGUCGCGAAGUGGGUGCGGGAGAUCUACGACGCGCGGGACGUGCUCCGCGCGGAGUGGCGCGAGCUCGAGCGCGUCGGCGAGGCGGAGGAGUGGGUCAGGGGCGUCGGCGAGGGCGGCGUGGAAGAGUGGGUCGAGCUGAUGCGCAGGGUGCUGAAGCGCGCGCAGGAGAGGCCGAAGAAGAGCGGGAGGACAUGCAGGAGGCGAGGCUCGCGCGUGCGGAGGGCGAGGAUGGCGGCGAGGUCCGGGUCGCACAACCGCUCGCGGAGGAGAGCGGCGAGAAGGAGGCGUCAAAAUGCGUAG
Molecule: messenger RNA, 1335 nt
Organism: Fomitopsis serialis
Lineage: Eukaryota; Fungi; Basidiomycota; Agaricomycetes; Polyporales; Fomitopsidaceae
Exons: 5
Coding region: 1-1335 (444 amino acids)
Molecular function (GO): NADP binding; flavin adenine dinucleotide binding; N,N-dimethylaniline monooxygenase activity
Source: RefSeq, a predicted model, not a curated record